This is a messenger RNA of Suricata suricatta (meerkat), 3581 nucleotides long. RefSeq names its product PPARG coactivator 1 beta (gene PPARGC1B). Lineage: Eukaryota; Metazoa; Chordata; Mammalia; Carnivora; Herpestidae. Gene Ontology annotation, cellular component: nucleus. The transcript has 12 exons. Gene Ontology annotation, molecular function: RNA binding; transcription factor binding. The record is from RefSeq and is a predicted model, not a curated record. Bases 25 to 3114 code for a protein of 1029 amino acids. Gene Ontology annotation, biological process: positive regulation of transcription by RNA polymerase II.
GCACGCUGCAGCCGCGGGUGGAAGAUGGCGGGGAACGACUGCGGCGCGCUGCUGGACGAAGAGCUCUCCUCCUUCUUCCUCAACUAUCUCGCCGACACGCAGGGUGGGGGGUCCGGGGAGGAGCAACUCUGCGCUGACUUUCCCGAGCUUGACCUCUCCCAGCUGGACACCAGCGACUUUGACUCAGCCACCUGCUUCGGGGAGCUGCAGUGGUGCCCUGAGAGCUCCGAGACUGAACCCAGCCAGUACAGCCCCGACGACUCAGAGCUCUUCCAGAUCAUCGACAGUGAGAAUGAAGCUCUCCUGGCAGCCCUCACCAAGACCCUGGAUGACAUCCCUGAAGACGACGUGGGUCUGGCAGCCUUCCCGGCCCUGGACGGUGGAGACGCACUGUCUUGCACUUCGGCUUCACCUGCACCCUCGUCUGCACCCCCCAGUCCCAGCCCCUCCCUGGAGAGGCCCCAGGACCCAGCGCCAGAGGUGGACGAGCUCUCGCUGCUGCAGAAACUCCUCCUCGCCUCGUCCCACCCGUCCUCGAGCUCCGACACCCAGAAGGAAGGGACCGCCUGGCGCCAGGCAGGCCUCAGGUCCAAGAGUCAGAGGCUUUGUGUUAAGAUGGAUGGCACCCCAGACAAGAAGGCCCCCACAGUGCAGUCCCAGAGCCGGAGUUGUACAGAACUGCAUAGGCACCUUACGUCGGUGCCGUCCUGCCCCCAGACUAAAGCCCGCUCCCCAGACCGGGGCUUGCCUCCACCCGCUCUGAGGCCCCAGCGCCGGGCCAAGGAGGAUGAGGAACCCGGCGAGGACUGCCCGAGCCCCCAGCUGGCUCCAGCCUUGCCCCAGGACUCCCCGGCCCCAGGCAGGGCGGGUCCUGGCACCCAGGUCUCCCGGGAGGACAUGCAGGCUGUGGUGCAGCUCAUUCGCUACAUGCACACCUACUGCCUCCCCCAGAGGAAGCUGCCCCCCCAGACCCCAGAGCCGGCCCCCCAGCCCUGCAGCAGCCCCUUCAAGCAGGUCAAGCCCCAGCCCCGGUCCCAGCAACCUUCCAAAGCCUCCUGGGCUGAGUUCUCCAUCCUGAGGGAACUUCUGGCUCAAGAUGUCCUCUGUGAUGUCAGCAAACCCUACCGCCUGGCCACACCUGUGUAUGCCUCCCUCACGCCCCGGCCCUGGCCCAGGCCCCCCAAGGACAGCCAGGCCUCCCCUGGCCACUCGUCCCCUGUGGAGGAGGUGAGGAUCACGGCUUCGCCCAGGAGCACAGGGCCCAGACCCAGCCUGCGCCCGCUGCGGCUAGAGGUAAAAGGACGCGCUGUCCGGUCAGCCAGGCUGCAGCCGCAGGAGGAAGACGAGGAGGAGGAGGAGGAAGAAAAAGAGGAGGAAGAAGAGGAGGAGGAAUGGGGCCGGAAAAGGCCGGGCCGAGGCCUGCCAUGGACCAAGCUGGGGAGGAAGCUGGAGAGUUCGGUGUGCCCCGUGCGGCGUUCCAGGAGACUGAACCCGGAGCUGGGCCCCUGGCUGACCUUCUCCGAUGAGUCUCUGGUCCCUGCAGAGCCCCAGGGAGCUCUGUCCUCACUGCGCCUGCCUCCCGACGCCUACAACAUGGAGGGGGCGCUGGGCAGCCCCACAGAUGAGGACAGUGGUCAAGACCAGCAGCUCCCACAGGGACCCCAGAUCCCGGCUCUGGAGAGCCCCUGUGAGAGUGGGUGUGGGGACACGGAUGAGGACCCCAGCUGCCCACGGCUCCCUUCCAGAGACACUCCCAGGUGCCUCAUGCUGGCCUUGUCACAAAGUGACCCUCCUUUUGUCAAGAAGAGCUUUGAGCAGACCUUGACGGUGGAGCUCUGUGGCACGGCAGGACUCACCCCACCCACCACGCCUCCGUACAAGCCCACAGAGGAGGACCCCUUCAAGCCAGACAUUAAACACAGCCCAGGCAAAGACAGAGCGCCCAGCCUUCCCAGCCUGGAGGGCCUCCAGCUCGAGGCCACCGCGGGGGCCGCCCACAAGCUGCCAAAGAAGCACCCUGAGCGGAGCCAGCUCCUGUCCCACCUGCGGCACGCCGCCGCCCCGCCGGCCUCCCAGACCGGUCAGAAGCGCCCCUUCUCCUGUUCCUUUGGAGACCACGAUUACUGCCAGGUGCUGAAGCCAGAAGGUGCCCUGCAGAGGAAGGUGCUGAGGUCCUGGGAGCCGUCUGGGGUCCACCUUGAGGACUGGCCACAGCAAGGGCCCCCCCGGGCCGAGGUGCAGGCCUCUGACAGGGAGGAAGGCAGAAGCUGUGACACCAGCGCCCCUGCUAAGGACAGUGUGCUACUGAGAGACCACGAGAUCCGCGCCAGCCUCACCAAGCACUUUGGGCUCCUAGAGAGCGCCCUGGAGGACGAAGACCUGGCCUCCUGUAAGAGUCCUGAUUAUGACACCGUAUUCGAGGACAGCAGCAGCAGCAGUGGUGAGAGCAGCUUCCUCCUGGAGGAGGACGAGGAGGACGAGGAGGACGAGGAGGAUGAUGAAGAAGAGGACUCAGGGGUCAGCCCCCCUCGCUCCGACCACUGCCCCUACCAGAGCCCACCCAGCAAGGCCGCUCGGCAGCUCUGUUCCCGCAGCCGGUCCAGCUCCUGCUCCUCCUCCUGCUGCUCCCGGUCACCAGCCAUCCGAAGGACCUUCAGAUGCGAGAGCAGAGGGCCGUGUUCAGACGGAACACUGGGCGCCCGGCACACCAGGAAGCGGCGGGAAAAGGCCAUUCAGGGUGAAGGCCGUGUGGUGUACGUUCGCAAUCUCUCCAGUGACAUGAGCUCCCGGGAGCUGAAGAGGCGCUUCGAAGUGUUCGGCGAGAUUGUGGAGUGCCAGGUGCUGACAAGGAGCAAGAGAGGCGAGAAGUAUGGCUUCAUCACCUACCGGUCUUCUGAGCACGCCGCCCUGUCUCUGAGGAACGGCGCCGCCCUGCGGAAACGCAACGAGCCCUCCUUCCAGCUCAGCUACGGAGGGUUCCAGCACUUCUGCUGGCCCAGACACCCUGACUAUGAUUCCAAUUCAGAAGAGGCCCUUCCUGCGUCGGUGAAAAACAAGUACGAAGCCAUGGAUUUUGACAGCUUGCUGAAGGAGGCCCAGCAGAGCCUGCAUUGAUAACAGCCUUAACCUUCGAGGAAUACCUCAAUACCUCAGACAAGGCCCUUCUAAUAUGUUUACGUUUUCAAAGAAAUUAUGUAUACGAGAAGGCGAGAGAGCGAGCGCGUGAGAGAACACACGUGAGAGAGAGAGAGAGACUUGAAACUGCUGUCCUUUUAAAAAAAAAUCAAUGUUUACAUUGAACAAAGCUGCUUCUGUCUGUGAGUUUCCACGGUGUUGAUGUCCCACUGCCACUUAGUGUCCUCGCUUCCGGAGGGUGGCCCCGGGUGCGUCUCCAAGUGCUGGGUCCGUCACCCAUCUCCCCUUCCGUCCCGACCGACUUCCCUCGUAGACGUGCAGCCGUGUUCACCAUAACAUUUCUCGUCUGUAGUAUGUGAUGAUGAAAUUGUUACUCGUGAAUAGAAUCAGGAUUAUAAACACAUUUUUAAUUGAAAAAAAGAAAACAAAGUAUAUCCUUCCAAUAA